AUGGCGCAGCGCUCGGGAAAGAUCAUCCUCUAUGAGGGCAAGCACUUCACCGGGAGGAAGCUGGAGGUCUACGGGGACUGUGACAACUUCCAGGACCGAGGCUUUAUGAACCGGGUGAACUCCAUCCGGGUGGAGAGCGGCGCCUGGGUCUGCUUCGAUCACCCCGACUUCCGCGGCCAGCAGUUCAUCCUGGAGCACGGGGACUACCCGGACUUCCUCCGCUGGAACGGCCACAACGACCACAUGGGCUCCUGCCGCCCCAUCGGGAUGCAUGGGGAGAACUUCCGCCUGGAAAUCUUCGAAGGCUGCAACUUCACCGGCCAGUGCCUAGAGUUCCAGGAAGACUGCCCCUUCCUGCAGAGCCAGGGCUGGUCCAAGAACUGCGUCAAUGCCAUCAAGGUGUACGGGGACGGAGCGUGGGUCCUGUACGAGGAGCCCAACUACCGGGGCCGCAUGUACCUGGUAGAGCGGGGGGACUUCCGCAGCUGCUCCGACUGGGAGGCCCACAACGCCCGCAUCCAGUCCCUCCGCAGAGUGGUCAACUACUUCUAA
Molecule: messenger RNA, 552 nt
Organism: Neogale vison (American mink)
Lineage: Eukaryota; Metazoa; Chordata; Mammalia; Carnivora; Mustelidae
Gene: CRYGN
Product: crystallin gamma N
Exons: 4
Coding region: 1-552 (183 amino acids)
Biological process (GO): lens development in camera-type eye; visual perception
Molecular function (GO): structural constituent of eye lens
Source: RefSeq, a predicted model, not a curated record